GAUUCGUUGUUGGGAAGAAGAGCCAAUCUAAACAACCAAGAUGGGUAAGGGAAAUAAUAUGAUUCCGAACCAGCACUACCACAAGUGGUGGCAGCGGCAUGUGCGCACCUGGUUCAACCAACCUGCGCGUAAAUACCGCAGACACCAGAACCGCAUCAAGAAGGCUAAGGCCGUGUUCCCACGCCCAGCCAGCGGUGCCCUGCGCCCUGUGGUUCGUUGCCCUACCAUCCGCUAUCACACAAAAUUGCGUGCCGGUCGUGGCUUCACUUUGGAGGAACUGAAGGGUGCUGGUUUGACCUAUGGUUUCGCAAAGACCAUUGGCAUUGCCGUGGAUCGUCGUCGCAAGAACAAGUCCCUGGAGUCCCGCCAGCGUAACAUUCAGCGUUUGAAGGAAUACAGAAGCAAACUGAUUCUGUUCCCACUCAACGAGAAGAAGAUCCGCAAGGGUGAAUCUACCGUCGAGGAAUGCAAAUUGGCUACCCAGCUUAGGGGUACCGUCAUGCCCAUCAAGAACGAGAAACCAGUCAUUGAGUUCCGUGAGAUCACAUCCGAUGAGAAGAAGUUCAAGGCGUUCGCUACUCUCCGCAAGGCUCGCACUGAUGCUCGUUUGGUUGGCAUUCGCGCUAAGCGCGCUAAGGAAGCUGCCGAAAAUGAGGAGGUUGCCAAGAUUGACGCCAAGAAGGCCAAGAAGUAAAUUGCAAAUAGACCAGAUAGUUAUGUCUACAACAACCACAAUAAAAUAUUAGUUUUUUCACAAACAUGAAA
Molecule: messenger RNA, 765 nt
Organism: Scaptodrosophila lebanonensis
Lineage: Eukaryota; Metazoa; Arthropoda; Insecta; Diptera; Drosophilidae
Gene: RpL13
Product: 60S ribosomal protein L13
Exons: 4
Coding region: 41-694 (217 amino acids)
Biological process (GO): translation
Cellular component (GO): ribosome; cytosolic large ribosomal subunit
Molecular function (GO): structural constituent of ribosome; RNA binding
Source: RefSeq, a predicted model, not a curated record